AUGCGCGCCCCAUCACCACUUCUGCGGCGCUUGGCUCAACAAGCUGGCACACACCACCAACUCCAACCGGCAGUCUCGAGGUUACAGACGAGAUGGAUCUCGCGAUAUACACAUCCUCACCAUGCGUCAGCGAUAUCUGUGCUCCCUACUGCAGUCGAUACGGCCUCGGCAGAGUACGUGGAAAAUUCGAGGCAGAUGAAGGAGCUCCUGGACAAGAUGACUGGGUUACAUACAAAGAUCGCGGAGGGGGGGCCACAAAAAGCGAGGGAAAAGCACAUCGCCCGGAACAAGAUGCUACCGCGUGACCGUGUGACGGCGCUGAUCGAUCCAGGGACGUCUUUCAUGGAGCUCUCCACGCUCGCGGGCCACGAAGUCUACCCUGGAGAAGAUGUCCCCGCCGGUGGGAUAAUCACAGGGAUUGGCACCGUGGAAGGGGUCACUUGUAUGAUUGUUGCCAACGAUAGUACCGUCAAGGGAGGAACAUACUACCCUAUCACGGUGAAGAAGCAUCUCCGUGCGCAGGCGAUCGCCCAGGAGAAUAGCUUGCCGUGCAUCUACCUCGUGGACUCGGGCGGCGCAAACCUGCCGCACCAGGCGGAUGUGUUUCCGGACAAGGAGCAUUUCGGACGGAUUUUCUUCAACCAGGCCCGCAUGAGCUCGAUGGGGAUCCCGCAGAUCUCCGUCGUGAUGGGGCCCUGCACUGCUGGAGGGGCAUACGUGCCCGCCAUGAGCGACGAAACUAUCAUCGUCGAGAACCAGGGGACUAUCUUCCUCGCCGGUCCGCCGCUCGUCAAGGCGGCCACGGGCGAGGUGGUCUCGGCUGAAGACCUCGGCGGUGGCCAUCUCCACAGUACCAUCUCCGGUGUGACAGACUACCUGGCUGUGGACGACGCCCACGCACUAAUCCUGGCGCGCCGGUCAAUCGCGAACCUCAACUACCCGCAGACACCGGCACCUAUCCAGCUGACCUCUAGGCAGGCCGAAAGGACAAUCCAGGAGCCCCUGUAUGACCCGGAGGAGCUCAACGGGAUCGUGGGCACGAACCUGCGGCGACAGAUCCCCGCGCACGAGGUGAUUGCACGCAUCGUCGAUGGAAGCGAGUUUGCCGAGUUCAAGCGUGAUUACGGAAGCACGCUGGUCACAGGCUUUGCACGCAUCUACGGCACGCAAGUGGGCAUCGUGGCCAACAACGGCAUUCUCUUCUCCGAGUCCUCGCUCAAGGGUGCCCAUUUCAUCGAACUCUGCUGCCAGCGCAACAUCCCCCUCGUCUUCCUGCAAAAUAUCUCGGGGUUCAUGGUCGGCGCCGACGCUGAAAAGGGCGGCAUCGCGAAGAACGGCGCCAAACUGGUCACUGCCGUCGCCUGUGCGAACGUCCCCAAGUUUACCGUCGUUUUCGGCUCCAGUGCGGGUGCUGGCAACUACGGCAUGUGUGGGCGUGCGUAUUCACCCCGGCUGCUCUUCAUGUGGCCCAACGCCAAGAUUGGAGUGAUGGGAUCCGAGCAGCUCUCCGCCGUGAUGGAAGCCGUCGGGCGCAGCGCAGACCCAGAGCUGAAAUCCCGCAUCGAGCGCGAAUCCGAAGCGGUGUUCUCGUCGGCGCGCCUGUGGGAUGAUGGGGUGAUUCCGCCCGCGCAGACGAGACAGGUGCUCGGCUUGAGUUUGGCAGCUGCCUUGGGCGGGAAGGGGGAGAGCGUCCCUACUCGGUUUGGGGUGUUCAGAAUGUAA
Molecule: messenger RNA, 1722 nt
Organism: Penicilliopsis zonata CBS 506.65
Lineage: Eukaryota; Fungi; Ascomycota; Eurotiomycetes; Eurotiales; Aspergillaceae
Exons: 2
Coding region: 1-1722 (573 amino acids)
Biological process (GO): L-leucine catabolic process
Cellular component (GO): methylcrotonoyl-CoA carboxylase complex; mitochondrion
Molecular function (GO): methylcrotonoyl-CoA carboxylase activity
Source: RefSeq, a predicted model, not a curated record